AUGCGAGCUUCCAACUCAGGCUUCGGGUGCAGCAUCGACCCCGAGCUCAACAACUUCCCCUGGAACUACCCUGACACCCAGCACUACAUCACCAGUGGAGCCUAUACCGUUGCUCCGGAAGCUACGGCUGCCCCCGCAGCAGCUAUCUUGGCAACUGUUGUCACCACAGCUCCUGGAACUACUUCUUCUCCAGAGGCAACAAGGGUCUCGACCCUUCCACGCGAGCUUCCAACUCAGUCUCCGGGUGCAGCAUCGACCCCGAGCUCAACAAUUUCCCCUGGAACUCCCCUGACACCCAACGCGACAUCUACACCUGAGGCUAACACGGCGCCUGUAGCGGACAGUGAACGAGUGACUCCUGCACCUGUGGACAUCAUCGCUGAAGUCGAAAGGCCUGGAACGACAGCUGCCGGAGCGGUAACCAUCCUUGCCCUGAUCGGCAUCUUGGUAAUUUCCACCGGCAGUGUCAUCAGGUCGAACCGCGGCAAUGACUCGUCGGCGUCAUGUGGGAGUGGAUCGGGGGAUUCAUUUCUGGGGGCUCCGGUGGCCUUCCGGGCACGGUCGGUCGACGCGUUGGCGCCCGCCGAUGGCACUGCCGAAAGAGAGAACCCACCCCCCGCCAGCAAUCGCAGGCCUUCUGCGACGUUGACUUUCGUGCUCAUGACGCAGCUCCAGUUCCUUGCGACGCUGUCGCUGGUUGACUACGUCAUGGACGAAGACUCCUGGCUCGCCGACUUCGUCACCGGUCUCAGAUGGAUCAAUCUUUGGUGGCUGGCGGAAGUUGGCCAAAACAUCGCUUCCGACGAGUCCGCCUUCGAAGCUGGGGCAAGUGGCAUCCGCGCCUUGGUAUUUGUGGGCAACGUUGCGCUGGUCAAAGGAAUCCUUCUUGCCAUAUUCUUCAUUCACGUGGCGGCGGUGUCCGGAGUGGAGGCACUCUGGUUGACGAAGAAACCCGCCCGGGAGAAUCUAGACGCAGCACGCCGUCGUGGCGCCCCUAUCGGCGAGUUGCAGGCUCGACUCAGAGGCGUAAGGAUUAUAUGCCGGACGAACCCGGAUCUCGCCGAUCCCAGUCCGUUCUCCCGCCAAGCGCCCCACGCCUCUGGGACCCUUUCCACGUUAAACGAAGAAGAGUCCGACAUGAGUGACGAGGAAGAGGGAGGGCGAGGGCGUGUGCCCAUGCGCAGCGAGAACCGGCUGAACCCGGUGGCGACGUGCCGUGAGCACUCUACAUCGGCCUGGCUCCAUUUCCCGCACGUGGAGCUAGUGUUCCAGUUCUUCGCGUUCGAGGGGGCCGUGGCGUCGUUCGCUUCUGCAAUUCGGAACUAUGAGUGCCCAAAGAUUUUCUACACGGCGAUAGCAGCGAUGGUCUUGUGCCCGCUGUUGAUGUUCGUGACGGUCUUCCGCACUCUGCUCGUCCGGGUUCGCCCCAACGUGCUGCUGAUCUUCAAGACGUAUGCCGAGGGCGGCACGAGCGGCGAUGCUCCGAGCCGCGCAGGUGGCUUCCUCUCCCGGUUCAAGAGCAGCUGGGAGGAAAACUACAGCCUGUUCUCCUGGGCAGACAAGAGGCAAUGGGAGACUGCCCAGACGCCAGACCGCCAGAUCAGCAGAGAGGGCGACUGGUGCAGGAUCGGGUUCGAGCCGGUAUUCGUGGAAUACACCAAGAGGGGGACUUGGUUCAUUGUGAUUUCGCUCGUGGAGUGGGUCGCUCUCGCCUUGGUCGGGGUGAUGGUUGAAAACAGCAUCGUACAGCUUGUCCUCUUCUGCGGCCUACCUUCUGUGAUUUUCUUGAUCCUCAUGUUCCUGAAGCCCUUCGCAAACAGUGUUACCAACAACAUUGAAGCAUGCGUGACGGCCAUCGAUGCCAUCAGUAUGGGAGUUUUCGCCGCUUCGGCCCUUUGGUGGGAGGGAACGGACAGAGCGGCGCACUUGAACACGUCCGUGGUUGUUCUGCAGCUACUUUCCCUUUUCGACGAAGAACGGGAGGCCCGAGACUACAUUCGCAGCUAUACCCGACGGCAGUGGUGCGGAACUUGGUGCACCGUGCUGGGGCACAACGUCUUCGCCUGCGCGAGAGACACUAGCGAGGGCGUCCGCAAGCCCCGCUUCACCACGGCCGCGCGCUCAGGACCGUACCCGCCUUUGGACCGGAGCAAGCAGGCGGGUGGAACGGAAGACAACGGGAUACGCGUGAGGUGA
Molecule: messenger RNA, 2196 nt
Organism: Ectocarpus sp. CCAP 1310/34
Lineage: Eukaryota; Phaeophyceae; Ectocarpales; Ectocarpaceae
Source: the annotation of a GenBank genome assembly